Molecule: messenger RNA, 5950 nt
Organism: Schistosoma haematobium
Lineage: Eukaryota; Metazoa; Platyhelminthes; Trematoda; Strigeidida; Schistosomatidae
Product: Set1/Ash2 histone methyltransferase complex subunit ASH2, variant 2
Exons: 3
Coding region: 473-1975 (500 amino acids)
Source: RefSeq, a predicted model, not a curated record
GUUUUUUGUGCCUGAACUUUCUAUAUUGACAGUCUUUCAGUCUAAAGCUUUAUUGAUAUCACAACCCGUCCCAAGUUGGACGACCUAGAAGCACUUGAUGGCCGUUUUUACGUGUGGGACUGUCUAGGACUGUGCACUUUUAACGGCGAAGCCAGAAAUCGAACUCAGAACCCUUAGUAUUGCGUUAAAAGCCCAACCUAUUAACCAUAAUAUUACUUUGAGAUAAUAUUUUUGACUUCGUAACACUAUAUGCUGUAUUAUAUUGAAAUAAACAAGCAACUAUACACUUUUAAUUAAGUUGUAGCCGUAAAAAGAAUAUUUUAUUCAGCACUUAUAUUUUGUUCAAAUGGUUUUUUUCGUAGGUGCCUUACCCAGAAUUAGCAUUCAUAUAAAAAUAUAUCUGAUGAUAUGUUGCACAUGAUCGACCGAACAGAGACGUUUUAAAAAACCCUUACAUCAUUAUUCAUCUUUUAUGUCAAAACCAAGAGUAAUCAAAGAGUUAUCCACACCGACGGGUUCAACGAUUGCUUGUCAACCCCUUGGGGGAUGUGAAUAUCCCUCCCAAAGGGCUGACUUUGGAAAAAAAGGUAUUGUAUAUCCACAUCAAACAGUUCUGACAAAAAACAGCAAUAUACAUCAAACCCCAGUAUGGAUUUCAACCACUUCUCGUCCUGGAGUGAGUGGCUUCAACGCAAUGUCUCCAAGAGGGCGGCGUACUCUUUCCCCACCCCAACCUCCACCUCUACCUCCUCCACCACCUAGUCCGCAACUUGUGCCUUUAAAAGCUCGUUUGGCAAGAUCAAAAUCAACUGCUACAAGACCAGUAACUACUCGUCCGGAUUAUUGCCAACGGCUUCGUAAAGCUAGUGAUGGUGGAGCUCCUACACGCCUUACAAAUUCAAGUUCAGUUCGUACAAGAUCUACCUCAGAAUUGCGAUCAAGAAUUGAAGCUAAAGAUGAACCUUCAGAAAUUCAUACAGUGAGUGUGGAAUCAAGUGAGGAAAAACCAAGUGUAUCGACAGUUAACCCGAGUGCUUUCCUUCCUAUUGCUCAUCCUACUGAACGUAGUCCUGUUUAUGUCUGCCUUGCCAAUGUUGCCUUUUUAAGUUUAUCACUAUUGGUUACUAGUAUAUUUUCUAUUGUAUUUCUACCAUUUUGCCUGAUUGCUUGCCUUGUAAGACGUACUGGCAUCUGGAUUGCUAAUGUCUUCCAAUAUACCACAUGUUGUCAAUGCGGAGGAUUUCUUAUUUCUGAUAAUACAAAUCCUAUAAUUGAAUCAAUAAUGUCACGUUUGUCAGUCAGCAUGAAUUCCAAUCAAAGAUGUCAUUGUUUUACUGAUAAACAAUUAGAAAAUCGUUAUAGCAACUCAUUGAAAGCUCUUUCAUCUGCUGAACUUCGAUGGCUUCCAGCUCUUGAAUAUAAAUAUGAACUUGAUUGGAAUGGAACUAACUACGCUACUUUGUAUUGUUCAGGUCAUUCACCUAUAGUGAUUAUAUGCUUGAGAUUUGGUGCACCGGGAUUAAAAUUAGUACGCUUGCGCGAGUUGAUCAGUAACCGUUUACUCUCUCGGCCUUUUGACUGUUCAUCAGUUGCUUCAUCUCCAAGGGGUUCUUGUUUAACAGACAAAGGAUGUUCGGAUACUAGCAGGAGACGCUGUGAAAGUUCAUAUAUCCCACCUUCGGAUGCUAGAUCGCGCUUGACACAAUGUCUAACAUAUCUAUCAACUGGAUAUGCAUGGAGAGAAUGUAUGGCAUUUCAACUUGAAGAACAUGUAGUCCGAUUGUCUUCUAUUCAGACAAAAUCAGAAAUUAAUCCAUCACGAUCAUAUGGAUCAAAGUGGGAAGAUAAGCACUCGGCAAACCCAAAGAUGGUUAACUUGGAAGUGCUUCUUAAUGAACUGAGUAGUCUACCUUUGAGACUUGAUCGGCCACUUUGGAAGGCCCAUUUGAUGGAACACUUCUAUGAGGUGGGAUAAUCAUUAUAUUUUAAAAAUGCAUUCGUAAAAUUCAUUUUUAAUGCUUAACGGUUUUAAAAAGUAUUUUGUUGCAAAUGAAUUGUCUGCAGAAUAUUUAAAGAAUGGAGUAUAAUUUGAAAUCGAUAAUUAUUAUUAAAUGGCUCUAUUUAUCAAAAAAUUUACAAGUUUCAUGUAGCGUGUAAAUAUUGCAAUAUUCAUUUGGAAAUAUACUUGGAAUUUUCCUUAUUUUCUGAAAUAAAAAAUCAUUUAAAAUGUUUUCUGUCAAAGUAAUUGACAUAAAUAUACUGAUAGAUAAUUAAGAGAAGAAUGAUUGUGAUGAAACAACAGAACCGUCAGAUAUUGAAAGUGAUGCUGAUUCUGAUGAAUCUAAAACAUGCAAAACAUCACAUUCUAGUCGUAAACCUAUGAAUAAUAAUGGAGAAAAAUUGAAUAAAACAAAAAAGUGUUUAAUAAAUAAUUAUAAUCAAACAUAUGCUACUACUAAUAAUAAUAGUAAGAGAAAUUUAAAUUCAUUUGUAUGUCGACGUUCUGGUUCAUCAGGUGUUGGAAGUUUAUUGAUUUUUCAAUUUCAUGCAGCUUUAUCAGAUGAUGGUAAAGCAUUAGUUCAUAUGGUCACAAAUUGUUUAGCCGAUUUACCCAGUCGUACACAAACACCACAACAUUCACCAAAUAAACAAACACCAAUUCAUACAGCAUCAUCUAUAGACGAUCAACUUAAUGAAACAACCAUAAAUCAAUCAACAUCAGGAGCAAUUACAGCCACAUUGUCAUCACCAUCAUCAUCUUCAUGUGAUAAUAGAAGAAAAUGGAGAGGACAAAAUGUCAUCGGUGGAAAUUAUAGUGAUACAAAUGAGAAUAAUACUAAUACUAGUAAUAAUAACAAUAAUAUACAAAAUGGUAAGAGAAUUUUUCCUUUCACUUGUCAUUUUCAAUUGUGGUUUAUCAAUGAAAAUGUAUCACUAAUGUUCAGGGGACAGUUUGAAAAAUUGCUAACUUUGUAUUUUUAUGUUUAUUUCACCAGUUCAAUUAUUGAAGUAUUUCGAAUGCCUUACAAUUGAAAGGAAAUCGAUAACAUAGUAUAACUGAUAUUAUCAAAGUUCAGAUAAAACUGAGAAAUCAUCUGAAAUGUGUUUUUGAUUAUCUUAUGUGAAAAAUGUAUUAUAGAGGAAUAAUUACAUUUAACGGUUAAAAUACUACGUCACUGUAAAAUGGGGAAAGAAUAAACAAUUUAAUCAUAGUAAUGAAACAUAAUGUAAAAUAUGAUGAGUUAAUGGUAUUUAUGUAAUCAUCAGAAUGAGGAUUUCUGGAGAUUGUAGUAAUUUUAAUAGUUGAAUUUGUGAGUCGGUCUAAUCUAUAUCAUCAUCGAAAAUCUGAAAGCACUGGACGACCGUUUCGCCUUAGUGUGGGACUCCUCAGCAGUGCGCAUCCACGAUUCCUCACUCGGGACUCAAGCCCAGAAGCUUUGGUCUUGCGCCCGAACGCCGGCUCAGUGGUUCAGAGGCUAAGGGUUCGCGCGCAACAACAAAGGUCCUGGAUUUAAGUGACGCGUUCGGAGUGGUGGAUGUGCAUUGCUAAGGAGUUAUAUACUAGGACAAAACGGCCUUCCAGUGCCUUCAAGUUUUCAAUGGUGAUCUAGCUUAGAUCGACUCAGGAAUUGAACUAUUAAAAUUCACAUAAUUUCCAUAUUUUAUCUGAAUUGAAGAAUUAACUGUGCGAAAAUAUCAUGUUUGAUAAAGAGAAUAUUGUCAAACUUAAUUAUCAAGAUAUUGAAACUUGUUAAGGAUUUUUUCGCAUCGAUGUAUAUGAUUUCAUUUGUUCGUCAUCCAUAACGUUCGCCAAUCUAAAUAAAUAAAAGCUUGUCUAGUUGUUGAAGUAUUUCAAGUUUCCCAGAACAAUUGAAUUGAAAUUGUAUAUUUGCAUACAACUUAGAGCUUAUGAAAUCCUAAAAACUAGUUCUUCCUUUACAUUUUACCAAAUCAAUUUUUUCGAUAAUUAACAAGUACAGUGUGAGAUACUGUUGUAAUUAACAGUGUAAUUCUUCUUGCAAAUUUGUUAAUGAUAAUUAAAUGUUCUGUUUAGCACAAGUGAUUCAACUUGAUUUUGGAACAUAUUCAUAAAAGUGCAUCAUUUAAUUUUUUGUUGAUUAUCAACAUUGUCUUUUAUAAAUGAAGUGUAUGAUUUAGGUUCGUGGCUAGCGGUGAUUUUAUCUUUGAAUACAUAAAAAUAAACCCAAAUAAUCACUGGUUCUAAAAAUCUGCGCAAUCAAUCAGUUGGUUCAAUUGAUUAGUAAAAUAAUCAAAAUGUUUCCUUAAUAAUGGACUUCUGUUGUGUUGCUUUAGUCCAUCUUUUGUUAAAUUACUGCGUUCAUGCUGCUAUAAGCCAUUCUUAUCCAGUCCGUUACCUUCUCAUGCAUUGUUAAUGCUUCUUUUAUAAGAUCUCCGGACGUUUUUGAAAUUUUAUUUCCGUAUUUAUCUUAGUAAGUGUUGCCAACUAGAGCCCGACCGUAGCUGCUACCUUGACGCGGUGGUCGGGCUUGCCUAUCGUGAUGAGCCAACCGAGCUAUAUUGGCUAGAACAUAUGUUCCUGUAGGUUCUACCAUGCCAGGCAGGUCGAUUGGAGAACGGUAAGGCUAAAAGCAGCAACUCAAGGUCUGAGGACGAAGUCGUACUGCUGACUGUAGAGGGCUGUGACAGCAGUAAGGUGUUUCCCUCGGACAACCAGCAUUUGCAGCGAUGCUGCCUUCUCACAAGGAAGGGUGAUGUUAGGAAAGGUCGACCCUAAAAAUGUCACACCUCACCUUACCUCACGGAUCUCCGUCUCCGGCGGUAAGGCCUUUUGAAGAACGGAGCUAACACGUCAAAAACCUCCCACAAAAAGGCCGUGCGCGACCAGCCUCAAGCAGUUGUUCGCUGGGCUCUGCGGUUACGCUCCCAGGCCGUUGAGGCCAACAUUAAUCCAUCUUCCUUUUCAGUUUCCUCAAGAAAUACCCUUCCACGGUGUGAGCAACCGGGAAGUGACACCAGCCCUCAUAUCCGUAACAACACACGAGACCAAGUUGGUCACAUUCAAAUCCUUCCUACACCUCCUAAUACCUCUCUUAUCUUCAUGACUAACCCUCCUCACGUCUCUUUAUCACUUUGCACCGCUAGGGCAAACGAUUCGAGUACGCGGAACGCUAUUCCUGGUCUCCUGAAACCACUCUCUAAACUACACGUAGAAGCUUUUAACGUAUGAACACUGUGCCGAAUAGGACAACAAGCUUCCUUAGCUAGAACUUUAGAAUUUCGAGCCAUCGAUGUGUGCUGCGUCUCCGAAACGCGCAUACAGGAUCCGAGUAGCGUCAUUCAUUUGACCUCACCAUGACAAAAUAAAGAACCGACUCGAUUUACGCUUCGUGUAUCUGGAGGCCCAGAUGAUGCUUCUCAUGGCCUCCCGGCGUAGGUAUAGCAUUAGUACUGCUGUUCAUUCAUCUGAAUAUCUGUCUUAUGUUUACGACUAGAAAUAACCUUUAUUUUUUCAAACAAACUAAAUAGUUCUCAUUAAGAUUAGUGAUUCAACUAUCUUUGUGAUUUAAAAUGUAUAGGUUUUUUAACACUGAAAGAGGAAUUUAAGCAGAGUAGCAUGAAUUCAUCUUAUUUUGUUUGGUUCUUAUCGGUUACUUAUAGCCUGUAGUAUUUCAAAAUGCCAAUGCAAAUGGAUUAAAAUCAUUUAUAUGAAAGAGUUUGGAAGUUCCUGUGAUUGGAUAUCAGUAUAGUAAAUUUGUAGAUAAAUUUAAUGGACCAAAUAAAAUAUCGUAAAUAAAUAUCUUACGUAAAAAGGCGUUCUACGACACUGGUAGUAACCAAAGACCAGAGAAUUUGAAUGAAGGAAUCAGGUAGCAAAUAAACACUGAUAAUAAGGGAAAGAGAGGAAUCUAUAUGAACUAUAUUAAUUCUUACUAAUCUAAAACAUUUUACUUCUGCACUCAAGAAUGUG